CAGAUAUGUAAAUGUAUGUAUGUUCACGGUUACUGGCACGGCGCGAAGCGUAUCGACUUGCGUAGGUACAGCUGAAGAUUAAAGGCCAUGCGAGAAAACUGUCAGUUUCCCAGUUUCUUGGGUGUUUUUGACACGCACAACAAGCGAGUCGAGACGUGUAUGCGUUUGAGGCAUUGUUUGGAUUCGUAUGAGGAAGAGUGAGCUUUCCACUGAGAAAAAUACUUGGAAGGCGUUAAUUCGCUGUGCUUCGUCCUUCAUUGAGACGAAGCUUCCGCCGAGGGGGUCGACGGCGGGGAAGCCGAGCGAGACAAGCAGAGACACAGGAAAUGUCUGUGGCUCUUUUCCAACCUCGCGUCGCCUGGGUACAAAGGCCAGAGAAACGCGAGACGCGCGCGUGGACGGACAUCACACAUGACAAGAGUUGCUUCAGCGAAAGGUUGAAGCCCUUCUCGGGAGCGAGGCGGAGGCGUCUGGUCUCUCGCGAGGACCUCGAAUGCGGAGCUCUCCCUGGCGAAGUCUGGGGGCUCUACUGUCCGAUCGAGCGAGCUCGUAUUCAGCGUCGCUCUCUGUGCAGACUGAUGCGCGGACGGCUGGAAGCAGCAGCCAGAGAGAGGCCGCGACGCGUACGAGACAAGCGCGAGUCGCCACCGAGGCAAGGAAGAAGGCAAGAGAAGAGCGAAGGCUGUUGUUGAGGGACGCACAUGCCGCCCUCGCAGCGAAGCAAGGCGGCUUCCGUGAGCCGCGACCUUCUGUCGGCCUUGUUGAAGAAGAAGAUCGGUCUGAGGAGAGACUGGAUGUCGCAAAAUCUCUCGCGGAAAGAGCUGCUGAACCAUUGGGUUAUAUCUCUCUGUCUGCAUGCACAAGAAGGAGCGCGCGCCUUCGCGCAUUUUCACGGCGCGUCUCUCACGGCGUUGUUCCGCGUCCUUUUUGCGGCUUUCCUCUUGUCUCUGUAGAGCGCGGGAGCUCUCGCGAGGUCGAUGAGGCGUUGCCAGUCGGGGACAGAGAGCAGCGCAGAGAGAACGGUGGGGUUGCAGUGUGUUUCUCCUCAUCGUGGGGCCAGGAGAGGGUGCGGGAGAGCAACUGCGCCACGGAGAGGAGGUAGGGAAUGAGGGGAAACAGGUGAAGGGGACGAGUGGUGCAUCCGUCAGUUGCAGUUCCUCUUCCAGUUUGCGGAGUCGCGGCGCAGAUCGCACUCUUUUCUUUUCGCUUCAGAAAACUCUUCAAAGAUAAGUCUGUCUGUGGCGUCGGUUCACGACAGAUCUCUCAACCUUGUCGACUUUCAACUCUCCUCGCUCGAGACAAGAUGGCGGACACCGAGACCUUCGCCUUCAACGCUGACAUCCAGCAGUUGAUGAGUUUGAUCAUCAACACCUUCUACAGCAACAAGGAGAUUUUCCUUCGCGAGUUGAUCUCCAACGCGUCGGACGCUCUGGACAAGAUUCGCUAUGAGGCCAUCACGGACCCCGAGAAGCUCAAGGGCGCAGAGCGCCUGUUCAUUCGCAUCGUCCCGAACAAGCAGAACAAUACGCUGACGAUUGAGGACGAUGGCAUCGGCAUGACCAAGGCAGAGCUGGUGAACAACCUCGGUACGAUCGCUCGUUCCGGGACGAAGGCCUUCAUGGAGGCGCUGCAAGCGGGAGGAGAUAUCUCCAUGAUUGGACAGUUCGGUGUGGGUUUCUACUCGGCCUACCUGGUGGCGGACAAGGUGACGGUCGUCUCGCGCCACAACGACGACGAGAUGUACGUCUGGGAGUCGAGCGCAGGCGGCUCCUUCACCGUCUCGAAGGCUGAGGGCCAGUUCGAGAACAUCGUUCGCGGAACGCGAAUCAUCCUCCACAUGAAGGAAGACCAGACUGAGUACCUGGAGGACCGCCGCCUGAAGGACCUGGUGAAGAAGCACAGCGAGUUCAUCUCGUUCCCCAUCGAGCUGGCUGUCGAAAAGAGCGUGGACAAGGAGAUCACUGAGUCGGAGGACGAGGAGAAGCCAGCUGAAGACGCGGAGGAGAAGAAGGAGGAGGGCGAGGAGGAGAAGAAGGAGGAGGGCGCCGAGAAGAAGAAGAAGACCAAGAAGGUCAAGGAAGUCGUGGUCGAGUACGAGCAACUCAACAAACAGAAGCCGCUGUGGAUGCGCAAGCCUGAGGACGUGACUUGGGAGGAGUACUGCGCGUUCUACAAGAGUCUGACGAACGACUGGGAGGAUCCGCUCGCGGUGAAACAUUUCUCGGUGGAGGGGCAACUCGAGUUCAAGGCGCUCCUCUUCCUGCCCAAGCGCGCGCCGUUCGAUCUGUUCGAGACCCGCAAGAAGCGCAACAACGUUCGCCUGUACGUCCGCCGCGUCUUCAUCAUGGACGACUGCGAGGACUUGAUCCCCGAGUGGCUGAACUUCGUGCGUGGUGUCGUCGACUCUGAAGAUCUCCCGCUGAACAUCUCUCGCGAGAGUCUGCAGCAAAACAAGAUCCUGAAGGUCAUCAAGAAGAACCUCGUGAAGAAGUGCCUCGAAAUGUUCCAGGAACUCGAGGAAAAGAAGGAAGACUACACCAAAUUCUACGAGCAGUUCAGCAAGAACCUCAAACUCGGAAUCCACGAAGACACCUCCAACCGGAACAAGAUCGCCGAGUUGCUGCGCUUCCACACCAGCAAAAGCGGCGACGACGUGGUGUCUCUGAAGGAGUACGUCGACCGGAUGAAGGAGAGCCAGAAAGACAUUUAUUACAUCACCGGCGAGUCGCGGCAGUCUGUGGCGUCUUCGCCUUUCCUUGAGGCUCUGCGCAAGAAGGGAUACGAAGUCAUCUACAUGACCGACCCGAUCGACGAAUACGCCGUCCAGCAGCUCAAGGAGUUCGAUGGGAAGAAGCUGCGGUGCUGCACGAAGAAGGGAUUGGAGCUGGAGGACGACGAGGAGGAGAAGAAGAAGUUCGAGGAGCUGAAGGCGGAGUUCGAGCCGCUCUGCAAGUUGAUGAAGGAGGUCCUGCAUGACAAGGUCGAGCAGGUAGUGGUGAGCAACAGGAUCACGGACUCGCCCUGUGUGUUGGUCACUUCCGAGUACGGCUGGUCUGCGAACAUGGAGCGUAUUAUGAAGGCGCAGGCGCUGCGCGACAACUCGAUGACGACCUACAUGGUCUCCAAGAAGACGAUGGAGAUCAAUCCGACGAAUCCGAUCAUGGAGGAGUUGAAGAAGAAGAGCAACGCAGACAAGUCCGACAAGACUGUCAAGGACCUCAUCUGGCUGCUUUUCGACACUGCGCUCCUCACGUCGGGAUUCUCGCUCGAUGAACCCACUCAGUUCGCUGCGCGCAUCCACCGCAUGAUCAAGCUGGGACUCUCGAUCGACGAGGACGACGAGGAGUUGCGCGCCGAGGAAGAUCUGCCGCCCCUCGAGGAAGUCGAAGGCGCCGUUGAGGAGACCUCGAAGAUGGAGGAGGUCGACUAAGCAGCUUCCAAUGUCACCCGGAGGUCGCCGGUGGAGCGGGGAAACUUCACACCCGCAUGCGUAAAAAGCCAUGCGGAGAGACGGUUGCAUCCGCGCGCCAAGGCACAGGUCUCCGUAGAUGCUUGGGACUUGUGGCUGUGCGUGUACAUGACUCGGCGGGUGUCUGGGCGCGCAACUGGAGAAACCGGUUUGUUUUCGUCGGCCUGCGUCGGGGCGUGCUCCCCCGGGAGGAGGAACGGCGUAGGCGACCUCCGUCGGUGUGCGGCGAGCUGUCCAGAGCCGAGGGGAAGAGUCGCGAGAGGCUUUCCUUCGUUCGCUGUGCUCGCUUCAUCUGAUGAAGUUUGGAGAGCUGUGGGGGGCGGAGUUCGAGGGUGACAUGGAGGGGAGGGAGUUGAGUGUGGACAUACACCACGGGGGCAAGAGGGCAAGAAAUGAAGGGAGAAGGCGUGGUACAGGGAGAUUCGUUCUUCGGUCGUUUCCCCAGCGAAAGCGAGAAGCGUCACCUGAAUGAGACACUCAUCUUUCAGAUGCAUGCAGGGCGUUUCACAGAAAAGGCGCGAGACGCUGCUCUCUCUCCCGUUUUGGGGGGAAAGGCGUUGUUCUUCGCCAUAUCCUCCGUGUGCCCGCGGAGUUGAAAGUUUCCGUCAACAUCAAAGUCAAAUUUUCUAUCAAAAGAAAGUCCUUUCGCACGGGAGACGGGCAUUCCACGUCUGCCCUGACCUCUGCCGUGUCUGUGCAUCCCCAAACCAUCACUGGGGUUUCUCCCAUGCACAAAAAGCUCUCGCACAUACAGAGUAGAGAACUUUGAUAUUCGUCCGGUGGUCUCAGAAAGAGACGCUGCCGCGGACGUCCGAGACUCUCAACCGCCGGCGGCGGCGUCUCGCAUCACCUCUACGCUCCUCGAGCUUGCGGGGAGGGGAGAGGGAGAGAGGGGAAGUACUUGAAAUCCGAUGGUCCUCAAGGAAUUACCAAAGGCGCGUUCAAACCGCGCCCGCGCUGACAAGCGAAAAAACUGUACAGAUGCACACCGAACACCGGAAGAACUCCCCAAACUAGAAUUUCUAAACAUAUAUAUGUAUAUACACAUGAGUAUACAUUUAGUUUGUAAAGCAUAUCACACGUUCUGUAUAUAUAUAUUUUGUGAAAAUUAUAGAUGUUGUAUUGUAGGGAGUGUGCAUGAUUUGUGAAACGAGAAGUUACGUAGUCUCGUAGAGCCUGUCCCGGUCAAGGCAGAAAGAAGAGGCCAAGUGUAUGGCGACUGGCGGCAUUUGUGUUUACUUUUCUCGUGAGCAAGCGGUUCGAUUUGCCCUCCUCUCCAGCGUAUAAAUUGGUAGAAGUCGACUUAGGCGGAGAGGCAGGUGCCUCGGCGUGGUGUCUCAGAGCUGAGAGAAACGAAUGAGUCUGGGGGAACUUAAUGAGUGGACAAAUAAAGCGGAGGCAUGUUUUCGAGAGAUCAGACCCCAUAUUUUUAUGUACAUUUCUUCCACGGGUGUCUUUCUCGAAAGGUUUCACCUGUUGCAUGCAGC
Messenger RNA from Toxoplasma gondii ME49, 4956 nucleotides. It is a transcript of the gene HSP90, whose product is annotated as heat shock protein HSP90. The transcript is spliced from 4 exons. The coding region runs from base 1304 to 3430 and encodes 708 amino acids. NCBI's taxonomy places the organism in Eukaryota, Apicomplexa, Conoidasida, Eucoccidiorida, Sarcocystidae. Gene Ontology annotation, molecular function: ATP-dependent protein folding chaperone; ATP hydrolysis activity; ATP binding. The record is from RefSeq and is a predicted model, not a curated record. Gene Ontology annotation, cellular component: plasma membrane; perinuclear region of cytoplasm; protein-containing complex. Gene Ontology annotation, biological process: protein folding; cellular response to heat; protein stabilization.